CAUACCACUGUAGAACCUAAACAGACCAUACAAUGGUGGUGGUUUGAAAUUUUGAUCUCAAUCCAGUGCCUAACCAUUCCGGCAUCCCUCUAUGAUGAUGUCAUCAUUAAAUAAUGCCAUCGGUCUAUGAAUAGGAGACCAGCAUGUGUUUGGUGAUGUCAUCGUCGUCAAAUAUGACAGCCAUAUGACACGGCAUGUACAAUGGGGAAAAAGUGCUGAGCUCAGAUCAUUGAAACAGGCCAGACUAAAGUGGGUCUGACAAAUUUGGGGUGUUGACUCAAUACAAUGGAGGCAAAAAGUGAUAAAAAAUCAGACAAGGUGCAUAUGAGGACAGUAUUUAGGCAGUCCUACAUCCCACUCAGUGGAGAGUGUCAAUCAGAAUGGCUCAACAAAGAGCAAAACAUGGCCACCUACCUAAAAUGUCUGGAGGUAGACUACAGAAAACUGUUAAUGGAAAAUUGUAAGAUACGUCAACAUAUGGAGCGCAAUGAGAAGAUAUUUUUAAAAACUAAGGCUGAGCUGUUUAAAACCAAUGUGGAGCUUGAAAAGAUGAGACUUUUCAAAGAUCGCCUGACAUUUGAAAUGGCAGCAAAACAGUCCCGCUGGAAUCGAGACAAAUACAAGCUGCUCAAAGAGAGAGAAGCUCUGCUGAAUGAAAUGAGUCAAAUGGUGGAGGACUUCAAGCACUUGGCUCUCAAGUACAUGGAGCUUGUGGUCAGAACGUUAGAGGAUGAGAAUCCGCUCAAGCACACGGAGAAGAAAGACAAGAGGGGGUGCUUAUUUGGAAGGCUGAUUAACUGUUUUAUUUCUAAAACAAAGGCUGAUUAACUGUUUUAUUUCUAAAACAAAUCAUUAACUACACGAGGACGAAAGCCUGCAUGGUGUUUUCCUCUGCUUUGAUGGAGAGAAUUAAGUUGGCGACAUAACAGCGCAAAUCUGGGGAUGAGAUUGCAGACAUUUGGGCUUGUGGUAUGGACACAUACUGCUACUACACUAAAUGGACAAAAUUCCAAUGUAGCUAUAGGAAGUGAAAAUCGAGAGCGCUGUAACACCCCUCCAUUCUUCGGCUACGCCUUUGGAUGAUUUUGGAGGGACAUUUGUGAAAUCACAGGCCACUGUUGAUGGUUCAAGUUCAACCCAAUAAGAACGUUCGGGUCAGGUUUGUUUUAAACCUGCUUUUGCAGACCUUUCUUUACACAUAAGUGCAUAGGUACACUUUAAGAAUAAACGAACUGUUCCCACAAAGCUGGGAACAAGGAUACAUCGAUACCACUUUUGUCCAGUCCGAGUAAGAGUACAUAUUUGCAUUUCAGUGCUCGCUAACACCAAGUAGUGACACUUGAUGUUGCUGUUGAGCCUUGCAAAUGUGAUGAAAAUAUUUUAUUUUAAUAAAAUAUUGUUUAAAAAAAUGUUUUUUCUCUAACGUUGUUUCUGUUCAGUGGUACCUUGACAUACGAUCGCAUCGACAUAUGAUCCUUUCGACAUCCGACGUAAAAUUUGAUUGUCAUUUGUCCCGAUGGAUGACAACAUUACGACGAUUUCUGACAGUGUCGCAAUUUCAUUGUUUUCCUGCAAGGACUCGCCUGAUUUUUUUUUUUGUGAGAUUAAUCAACAUGAGUCUCAAGAAGGUUAGUGCAGUUGGUGAAAAAAAAGGAAAAAUGUUAUGCUUACCAUUGAAAUUAAGUUUGAAAUUAUACAAAAAUAAGCGUGGUGUGAGCGUCAGUGACUCCAGAGUAUGUCUAUGAUCUCGACGGUCCUCCUUCGACCUCCGUUCGCCAGUCUUUAUAAUUUAAGGUGACAAUUAUUAUUAUUGUAACAUUGGCAAGGAAGUGGCCAGCUUCAUCCAGGUUUUUAAUCUUUGAUUUCAGAACUUGUGCAAAACAACUCGGCUACCGUCCACCAAUGGCAACAAAAACAUGAAAAGAAAAAGUAAAAACUCUUCCGCACCGCUCACUCUGUUGUUAGGUACGCGGUGCGUUCAGAAACCAUGGAAAACACAACCGCCACAUUGUUAUUCAUAUAUUACCAUUUGUAUUUAUAAUUUAUUUGUUGUGCUAUGUGUAAUUGGAUGGUAAAUGGAGUGACACUUGUAUAGCACCUUUUCACCUUCAAGGACUUCAAAGCGCUUUAGACUACAUGCUCAUCCACCUACCAGGAGCAACGUGGAGUUCAGUAUCUUGCUCAAGGAUACUUAAAUGAGUUCUUCAGGGCAGAGAAUCGAACCCACAACCUCUGGGUUGGGGAAUGACUAGUCUACCACUGAGCCACACCACUCCUACUUGUACUUGUACUAGUAGUAUUUAUUAAGGAUUUUGUGUAGGUUUUUAGGCAGUGGAACAAAUUAAUUGAAUCAUAAUGUAUUAGCGGAAAAUCCAACUCCACUUACGAGCAUUUCAACUUACACACCAGGUCGUGGAACAAAUUAAAUUUGUAUGUAGAGGAACCACUGUAUAUCAUCUGAUAUCCUAGGGCGGAGGUCGGCAACUCGUGUUUUAAGAGAGGCAUGCGGCUCUUUAGCGCUGCCCUAGUGGCUCCCUGGAGCAUUUUUAAAAAUGUUUGAAAAUGGAAAAAGAUUGGGGAGGGAAAUAUAUUUUUUGUUUUUAUUAGUGUUGCACCAAUACCAUUUUUUGGCCCUGAUACCGAUAGCUGGCUGUGCAGUAUUGGCCGAUACCAUACCAAUACCACUCAGUUUUUAUUAAUAUAUGGCGGAAAACACAGACAAGACUGAAAAAGCAGUUUCUGGUCUUGCACUCCUCAUUAAAAUAAACUGCUGUAUUUUAAGCCGAAAGAACUGCUGUGUUUGAUAGAGCAAUAUGUCUAUAUGCCGCCAUGGCAGAAUCAUGGCACAUUAAGCCCCAGAACUAUUUUUAACUUGUCCCUUUUACCCUGGAAACCCCCGUUUACAGACGUCGCUCAACCGCUUUUGUUUCAACCCAGCCAUAAAACGAAGGUAAUUAAUUAUAUUUACUAUUCAAAAUGUCUGUCAUUUUUAGCUUAGAAUCAUUAAUUGAUGUCUAAUAUUUAAUUUAAAAACAAAAAACGUCUUUAAAAAAAAUUAUUCUUUUGCAGAUUUUAAACUUUUAAACAAAUUACGUCACAAUGAAAAAAAUGGCAUCUGUAAAAAAGUCACGGAUUUCUACCUCAUAACUAUUGCUUAAUUGUAUUUUUUUUUUCGUUACUGUCGCAUUUUCCCCAAUAUGUUAGAUGAUAAAUAAUCGAUCCAAGCAAAGAAAAAUUGGAAAAAAAGCGUUUAAAAGGGUAAAUAUAUGAAAAAGAACAUCUCCACCACUCUUUGAUGUCUGCGAUUUCUGCAUCACGACCCUUGUUAUAUUACCAUUUUAUGCCCAUAAAAUCCCCCAAAAAUCCGGCUGUGGCCAUUCACAUCUGUGUCUUGACACUCGAUGAUACAUGCUACAUGGAGUUUUUGGAUCGAAUCAAGGUAGCUACGUGAUAAUAUCUCGUUAAAAUCAUGGCGUCUUUAAUUCUGCUCUCGCCUCCAGUUAGGGUUUUGCUGUUAUUUAUUUAUUUAUUUAUAUAUUUAUUUUUUAAAUGCCCUCCUGUUGAAAUUUUUUCUUUCCCCAGAAAAUAGAGAUUUUAAGCUUUCCAAUGAUGAAUCACACAUGCAUAUUGGACAAUUUUGAAAUUUGGUCAAAUUGGGGGUCUCAUAGCAGAACUUCAAGUCACCUGAGUCUUUUAUAUAUAUUUAGCAACAUACUUGGAUGUGAAAUCAUUGCUAUCAUGGCUUUGUCAGGCUGCUACUUACCUUUGCGAAACAGGAAAAAGACUAAUACAAAGUGAAUCCAGUAGAUCUUUUUAUUGCAUAUCUGGUAUGGUUGACAAUAGUUGAAUAAACCUUUGGCUCUCAAAGGCCAAAAUGGUGCUAAAUUCAUGAAAUUAAAACAUGUAGAACACUAGCCUAAGAGUAAGAAAGUAAAAAUACAUUCCUAAUUGUUAGGUUUGUGUUGGAUUUCACCUGUUCUGCCUUCUCCUAGUGUGAGCUCAAAUCUGCAUCCUCAUGUGUUGCCCAGCUGUUCCUCGUUGUCUCGUUACCCCUUUUCUGCGUGUGUGUAUACAAGCUCCAAUUUUCCUUUCACUCCUUGUUGCGUCAUUGUCUAUGUCAAUGUCAAAUUCAAGUCCUGUCCAAGCCCUCGUCUACCGGUCCCUCCGAUUAAGUAAGUUUUGGGUGGAAUAUUGCCUUUAUGAUCCCCAGU
Corythoichthys intestinalis (scribbled pipefish) is the source of this 4211-nucleotide messenger RNA. Its product is annotated as chromosome partition protein Smc-like. The transcript has 2 exons. NCBI's taxonomy places the organism in Eukaryota, Metazoa, Chordata, Actinopteri, Syngnathiformes, Syngnathidae. The record is from RefSeq and is a predicted model, not a curated record. The coding region runs from base 286 to 828 and encodes 180 amino acids.